CCACAGACUGGUAACAGGACUUUAAUUGCUAUAAGGAUUAAUCUGGACUGCAUUUUUUCCUUGGUGGAACAAUCCAAAAGCUCAGUGCUAUAAAAAAUAGCAAUGGAGUGGAGGAUAAUACUAUUCAUCCUUUGUCUGAUUGGGAUCCUACAUCUGCCUGGAAAUGUUGUUUCUCAAGAAACUGCACCUACAACUGUGACUACAACAACUACACCUACAAUUGUGACUACAGCAGCUACACCUACAACUGUGACUACAGAAAAUACAGCUUCAAAUGUCACUUCAGUAACCACAUCUUCAACUGCGACUGUAGAAACUACACCUUCAAAUGCAACUUUGGAAACACCUUUACAUGUAACUUCAGCAACUACACCUACAACUGCAACUUCGGAAACUACACCUACAAAUGUGAUUUCAACAACUACACGUACAACUGCGACUUCGGAAACUACACCUUCAAAUGUGACUUCAGUAACUAAACCUACAACUGUAACUUCGAAGACUACACCUUUAAAUGUGGCUUCAGCAACUACACCUUCAACUGCAACUUCAGCAACUACAUCUACAACGGUGACUUCAGAAACUACACUUUCAAUUGAGAUUUCAGCAACUACACCUUCAACUGUAACUUCAGCAACUACACCUUUAACUGAGACUUCAGCAACUACACCUUUAACUGUGACUUCAGCAACUACACCUUCAACUGUGACAUCAGCAACUACACCUUCAAUCGUGCCUUCAGCAACUACACCUUCAACUGGGACUUCAGCAACUACACCUUCAACUGUGACAUCAGCAACUACACCUUCAAUCGUGCCUUCAGCAACUACACCUUCAACUGGGACUUCAGCAACUACACCUUCAACUUCGACAUCAGCAACUACACCUUUAACUGUGACUUCAGCAACUACACCUUCAACUGCGACAUCAGCAACUACAUCUUUAACUGCAACAUUAGCAACUACACCUUCAACUGCGACAUCAGCAACUACACCUUCAACUGCGACAUCAGCAACUACACCUUCAACUGCAACAUCAGCAACUACACCUUCAACUGCGACAUCAGCAACUACACCUUCAACUGCGACAUCAACAACUACACCUUUAACUGCGACAUCAGCAACUACACCUUCAACUGCGACAUCAGCAACUACACCUUCAACUGCGACAUCAGCAACUACACCUUUAACUGGGACUUCAGCAACUACACCUUCAUUUGCAACUUCAGUAACUAUACCUACAACUGAGACUUCAGCAACCACACAUUCAACUAUGACUUUGGCAACUUCUGUAUCAACUGUGACCUCAGUAACUACACUUUCAACUGUGACUGGAGCAACUCCAGUUUCAACUGCAAAUUCAAUAACUACACCUUCAACUGCAACUACAGUAACUACACCUUUAACUGUGACAAGAGAAACUACACCUUCAACUGUGACUAGUGUAACUACACCUUCAAAUACAACUAGAUCAAAUUCAGCUUCAACUGUGACUGGAUCAGCUUCAUCUUCAACUGGAGGGAAUUCUGCAACAGGAACAUAUCAAACUACAACAGCCCCACCACCUGCCAAUCUUGGAGUUAUUUCUUUAAGUUUCAAGCUUAAUGACACAUUCCAGGCAGUCUACACUGACCUCAAUAAUGCAGUGACCAAAGCGUAUGUAGAAAAUAUUAAAUCUCAGUUUUAUCCAGUUUACAAGAAACGUUAUCCAAACUACUUUGGGAUGAUUAUUAAUAAGUUGAGUGCGGGCUCUGUUGCGGCAGAUUCCACCCUUCAAUUUGAUACCACCAGUUCCACGACUCCUAGUGCAACAGAUGCAAAAAACACGCUCAUUCAAGCAAUUAACAGUGGAGGCAUCAACCUAACAAUUGAUAAUACAUCUAUCACUGCUGUGCAAGUCUCAAGCAACGGAACGAGCACAGCGGCUUCAUCAACUGCUAUGACUCAAACUACGACAGUAGCCACAACAGCCUUAGUCCUAGCCAACUAUAAUAUCACCUUCAAAAUAUUACGCGUCUUUAUCAGUGAUCUGGCGAACCUCAGCUCUAAUGCAGCUGGUAAUCUGGCACCGGUGGUCAAUAGUCAGCUGACUGGGUUUUUCAGCAAUUUCAGAGGCUUCUAUCAGACAAACGUUUGGCGGUUCAGGAAUGGCUCCAUUGUAGUAGAUGCUUGGCUUGCAUUUAUCAAAAACAUCAAUGCUCCUAAAGCAACAGAGCUGGCUGAACAAUUUGCUGCUGCUGUCAGAAACCAAACAAUCUUAUUGCCAAUUGAUCCUACAACGAUCAAAGUCACAGACUUCACAGGAUUCACUGCCAACAAGUCUCAGGUGCUGGCUAGUAUGCUAACAGCAUUGUGGAUGACCUUAGCAUCCCUUCUGUUUUCAGCUGUGAUACACUAAGCUUCACAUUCACUUCAGCAAAAACACAACAUAAUGCUACUACACAACAAUCAUGGCUGUGGUCACACUCAGAAAAUCAAGAUGCAAACAAGUGAAAAUAUGAUCUAACUUUAUCACUUAUGGUCUUUCUUGUCACAUUUAGUGCCUGGUGGUACAUAUGGUUUGUGUGUGUUAUGGUAAGUUGGUCUCACAAUGCACAUUGAGGAUAAAUGAGGAUUGGUUUAUUAAAACCGAAUCUGAAGAGACCUCUAGUCCACAGAAAUGGCACAAGUGAAAUUUAUCUAAACAACUAAUGUUGUGUUGAUCUUUCUUUACCAAUAUAUUAGUUAGAACAUCUUUUUUUUGUAAUCAAAGUACACUGUAAAAAAA
Messenger RNA from Danio rerio (zebrafish), 2766 nucleotides. The record is from RefSeq and is a predicted model, not a curated record. NCBI's taxonomy places the organism in Eukaryota, Metazoa, Chordata, Actinopteri, Cypriniformes, Danionidae.